Molecule: messenger RNA, 1242 nt
Organism: Ylistrum balloti
Lineage: Eukaryota; Metazoa; Mollusca; Bivalvia; Pectinida; Pectinidae
Product: discoidin, CUB and LCCL domain-containing protein 2-like
Exons: 10
Coding region: 1-1242 (413 amino acids)
Cellular component (GO): extracellular region
Molecular function (GO): chitin binding
Source: RefSeq, a predicted model, not a curated record
AUGGCGGAUGGCUUGUCCGAGUUCCCGGUGACUGUGGUAUCUGUGUUCAGCUUUGGUAUGCAAACAUUUCUCUAUCAGCCGUACGUAAGGGGCCAGGAUCAUCUAAGGACGUGCGGGUUUUGGUUGUGGAGGAAAACCGGAGUUCCAGGAGGAAAACAACCGACCUGUGACCAGUGUCUGGCGACGAUCCCAAUGGUCUUCAGGAUGAAGGUUUUGCAGUGCGCUAUUGUCUUUUUAGUUACCAUUGCAUUAGCGGCUUCCUCUGAUCCUUGCGCUCAAAACCUUGUAACUGGUCCAUAUGGAGUACCGGAUGACCACAUCACCGCUUCAAGCAGUCUGAACGGAAAUAUCUACGCCGGUCCAGAACGAGGACGGCUUAAUACAACAGCAACGCAACUAGCAAACGGAACUUAUCUUCAAGGAUCAUGGGCACCUACUCAAAAUUCCAAGAAGGAAUACAUACAGGUGGAAUUGAAAGAUGCCAGUCUUGUCCGUGGAGUUAUGACCCAAGGUCGAAAUAUUCUUCCAAGUGAAAACAGCGUAGAAUAUGUCAACCUGUAUCAUGUAGCUACUAGCAUGGACGGCGUCAAUUUCACAAGAGUGACCGAUAGUAAUGGCAAGGACAAGAUCUUCCGUGGCAACAUGGAUUCUGAUACCAUUGAAUCAAGCACUUUCCCAUGUCCCGUGUUCGCCAAAUACGUCCGCAUCAUACCGGAAGCUUGGUCCCAAAAUAUCUCAAUGCGGUUCGAUCUGUUGGGAUGCCAGAUUGAUCAAAGUCAAAAAGCUCCCGUGACAACCAUGCAACCUCCGACGUCAGCUCAGCCACUGACAACUGCACAAAGCCAGCAAACGACAUCAGCUCAAAGUCAACAACAAACAACAGUUCAAAGUCAGCCACCAACAACAGCUCAAAGUCAGCCACCAACAACAGCUCAACAGACCACGGCUAAAGCAGCUGUGACGACAGCAAAUGCCGCCCAAGUGACAACGAAUGCAGGAACAACAUCUGCAGCACCGGUAGUGGCUACUCUUGCAGGAAAUAUUCCGGCUGUCCCUUGUGUUAGUGACUGCAAAGGAAAACGCAACGGAGACUACCAGGGCUGCAGCACAACCCAGAAAUCUUGUAACAUGCCAACUUUUGUGACGUGCUCCAAUGGUAUACUUUACACCAUGCCAUGCCCAGCAGGGCUAGUCUGGAAUGAUGCAGCGUCGUACUGUGAUUGGCCAAAUCCAAGCUGUUAG